GAAAAAGGUAAAAUAGAAAGAAAAAGAUCAGCAGAAAUCAAAUCAAGAACCAUUUUUUUUUCCCCAUCAAAAGCAAGGCAAAAGAAAACAAAGUCUCUGAUUCCUUUCUCAGACCCUCAACUUCCUUCCUUCUCAUCUCUGUACACGUUCUUUAUGCUUUCAAGAUAAUAUUAUCAGCCUCCGAAGCAGCCCUGCAAAAUCAGCUAGCACCUGAUAUACAGAGGCAUGACUAAUGUGGUAUAAAUGGAAGAAGUCCAGCUGCAAGUUCUACAAAUUUACCAUAUCUUUGUAGGGGAUUAACAGAAAAGCCAUCAAUGGUGAACCAAAAAAUUUCUCAUCGUCCAACCAUAUGCUACAGACCUAUACAACCUUCUGAUUUGGAGGUAUUAGAGCGAUUACAUGCUGAUAUAUUCCCUAUCAGGUACGAGGAAGAGUUUUUCCAAAGUGUUGUUCAUGCACGUGAUAUUGUUUCCUGGGCUGCAGUCGACCGCAGUCGACCUAAUGGUCACAGUGAUGAACUUAUUGGAUUUGUUACUGCACGGAUUGUACUGGCAAAAGAAACUGAGAUAGGAGAUUUGCUCAUAUACGACCCCUUGAAACCAGAUCAAACACUAGUUUACAUCAUGACACUUGGAGUAGUAGAAACUUACAGAAAUCUUGGAAUAGCAAGGUCUCUUAUUCGUCAGGUCAUUAAAUAUGCUUCAAGUUUUCCGACAUGUCAUGCAGUUUACCUGCAUGUGAUCUCUUACAACAUUCCUGCUAUUCAUUUGUACAAAAAAAUGUCAUUCAAGUGUAUACGAAGGUUGCAAGGCUUUUAUCUAAUCAACGGCCAGCAUUAUGAUUCAUUCUUGUUUGUUUACUAUGUAAAUGGUGGUUGUUCUCCUUGCUCACCAUUAGAGCUUCUUGUAGCUGCAGUGAGUUACAUGACAAGCAGUCUCAAGACCGUAGCUGCGAGGCUAAGGAAAAAUGAAGAGGAGUCACCAAAAUUGCCCAAAUGUAAAGAAACCAAUUUUCUUAUAUCAAUGCAAGCCAAGAGAAACCUCACAACUGAAUGCACUGGUUAUGAAUGUGUGUAAUCUGUGUUCACUUUGUUGCAUGAUAAACUGGGAUUGAAAGAAAACGAGGAAAUAAAUUGAUUUACAUGCAA
Populus trichocarpa (black cottonwood) is the source of this 1147-nucleotide messenger RNA. RefSeq names its product histone acetyltransferase MCC1. NCBI's taxonomy places the organism in Eukaryota, Viridiplantae, Streptophyta, Magnoliopsida, Malpighiales, Salicaceae. Gene Ontology annotation, molecular function: protein-N-terminal amino-acid acetyltransferase activity; histone acetyltransferase activity. Gene Ontology annotation, cellular component: Golgi membrane. The record is from RefSeq and is a predicted model, not a curated record. The transcript is spliced from 6 exons. Gene Ontology annotation, biological process: N-terminal peptidyl-methionine acetylation. Bases 315 to 1076 code for a protein of 253 amino acids.